AUGACGAAUUCGAAUCCAUUCCAGAAUGCAUAUUUUGAGCGGUUGGUAGAUUUCCCCGUUGUAAUCUGCCGUCAAUGCCAGUAUGGUGUAUGGCCAAGCCAGAUUGAAGGUCAUUUACAGCAUGCCCACCAUUAUAUAUCGCCGGUGAUCCGGAUUCAACUUGGAGACGAGGUCCGUGGCUGGCCCGAGAUUGCCAUAGAUCCCAUCGAGUUGGAUAUUCCACCCAUCCGAAGCCAGGCUAUCCCCCAGCUGAUCGGUCCAUUAGACGGUUGGCAGUGCCAAUUAUCACCGGGAUCAUGUUUAUAUGUAUGCCCCAGUAUCAGUACCAUGCGGCAACAUUGGUUCAAACAACAUGGUUGGAGCCGGACCUCCCACGUCGGUCAUCCGACUCGAUCCACCAUGCAGACCAUCCAGGAGCAGCAGGAACAGGCGUGUCGACGGGUUUCAUGCCAGCGAAUCUUCCCCCGGAAGACCGGGUCCCAGUAUUUCGCCAUUAUCGAUGAAGAAGAGGACUCCGAUCCCAUUCCCACCACACCUGGAUCCACGAUUUGGGAACAAGCCAGCCGGCAGUACGCCGAGUACGAGAAGCAAGCCGCGGAGCGGAUUCAACAGGGCCAUGUGGAUGAAGCCAAUCCGUGGCUCCGUCGGACGGGCUGGGUGCCGUAUUUGCACUCAUUUCCCAGCACCCAGUUGUUGGAAUAUAUCGACAUGCCCGCCAUGGAUGACGCCGUGAACCACUCCCCCGUGGCCGAUCUCGACGAACAGGCCAUCCAGGCCAUAUGGACGGCCAUGGGCCAGGUGGGACAGAUCAGCCAGCAGUCCGUCAUCCACACCGGCGUGUUUGUGCGCAUGGAAGCCAUCCGAACCGAACGGCAUCAAACCCGGUAUCAGCCACUGGAGGCAUAUCAGGAUCUGGAGACUAUGACGGAGCGUGUUCGUCCAUGGCAGCAGAUGUUGAUGUUUUUUUGGCGGACGCAGCAAUGUGCAUCCGACGAGAGGCAUCCCCCAUAUCGAUUCACCCAACGACAACGUGCCGCAUGGAAUCGACUGGUGCAGGUUGCUCAUCCCCAGAUCCCACCCCAGAAUCCCAGACGGUCCAUAGUAUUGCAACCCGGUCAGCGGCGCCCAUGGGAACUCAGCCCAUCGCCCAUAUCCAGCGAGUCGUCCCACUCCGAAGACGAAUCAUUCACCGACGAUGAUGAGAUGGAUGAGGAUAUCCACGAGGAUCCCGAGCUAGAUCCCAAGCUGGAUCCCGCUCCACAGAGCGCCAUUCCACCAUUAACCCCCCUCCAGCGGGCGUGUUUGGACUUUUGCAUCGAGCUGUUGAACCAGCGUGUGGUACACCGGGAAUACGACUGCGCAUUGACCUUGGGCAUCUCCUGUGUGGAAUGGGAUUCGCGACGUCCCGUCGAUGGAGCAUCGAUUGUAUUGGUGACGCCGGAAUCCGCGGUGAGCGAGACAUUCCAGACCUUUAUUAACCGGAAGCAGUGGACCAAGGAGCUGGACCGCAUUGUGAUCGACGAAUGCCACAUCAUAUUACAGGAAGGAUACCAGUUCCGGAAGCAGAUGGCGCAGCUGGGUGCAUUGGUCCGCGCGGAGACCCAACUCGUGUUAUUAACCGCCACCUUGCCCCGUGAAAGCGAAGCAUUGUUAUGCCAGCGGAUGUAUUUAGAUUCCCCCACGAUCCAGUGGUUCCGCGGCCGGACCAGCCGGACCAACGUGGCAUAUCAAGUGAUCGAGAUUGGCGCCGGUGAGCCAUCUUGUGAUAUAAGCGAGCUGAUGAUUACGUGGAUUCAGCAGCGCGUUCAGCAGCUCCACGAGGGGAAAGUGGUCAUAUAUGCCAAUACGAUUGCCACCGUCCAGCGGAUUGCCCAUCAACUGCAAUGUCCCGCUUAUUACAGCCAGGCGGUGGAUAAAAAGGGGAUGUUAGCAUCAUUCCAGAAGCAGAAUCCCGGGGUGAUCGUGGCCACGAGUGCGUUGGGAAUGGGGAUUGAUAUCCCCGAUAUCCGGCUGGUGAUCCACGUGGGCCGGACGCGGUCCUUGUUGGAUUAUGGACAGGAAAGUGGACGAGCCGGACGCGAUGGGGCCGCCAGCCAGGCGAUCAUGUUAAUCGAUGGCCACGGAGCGGGUUGGGGGGAUCCGCCCACGGUGGAUUCGCGGGUGCAGGAAUACCUUGGCGGUGGUUGUCGACGGCGGGCAUUAGAUAUAUAUUUAGACGGGACGGUGGAUGGAUAUACACGGCAGCAGUGUGAGGACGGUGAGGCGAUAUGUGACCAGUGUCAGAGUAGUAUAGAUCCCAAUCCCGCCAGUCCGAAUGCCAGUCCCAAUGGCUGGCUGAGUGCCCGCCAGAAUAACAGACAGGAAGCCAGUGAUUCGGCCAGUGAUUCGGCCAGUGAUUCGGCCAGUGAUUCGGCCAGUGAUUCGGCCAGUGAUCCAGCCAGUGAUCCAGCCAGUGAUUCGGCCAGUGAUUCGGCCAGUGAUCCAGCCAGUGAUCCAGCCAGUGAUUUGGCCAGUGAUUCGGCCAGUGAUCCAGCCAGUGAUCCAGCCAGUGAUUCGGCCAGUGAUUCGGCCAGUGAUCCAGGCAGAGAUCCAGGCAGUGAUUCGGCCAGUGAUCCAGGCAGAGAUCCAGGCAGAGAUCCAGGCAGUGAUUCGGCCAGUGAUCCAGGCAGAGAUCCAGGCAGAGAUCCAGCCAGUGAUCCAGCCAGUCAUCCAGGCAGAGAUCCAGCCAGUGAUCCAGCCAGUCAUCCAGCCAGUCAUCCAGCCAGUCGUUCAGCCAGUCAUUCAGCCAUCCAUGACAGACCAAACGGCUGCCCAAAUAACCGCCCAAGGACCAGCCAUUUCACCAGUCCCAACAGCCACCAUAUCGCCAUUCCCACACCAUCACCCGGUCCACGCAAACGCGCCAUUUCCCACCAUUCCAUCCCCCCCAUGGCCAAACGUCGGGCCCAUCCCAUAUUCCCGUCGACGGCAUAUGACCAGGGGCCCAUGCAACGACAGACGCAGCACGCGGAGGCGGAUGGACAGGAAAUCGAGUCCAUCCGGGAACAGUUUGACCGGUGGGCCGGGCAAUGUCGAUUAUGCGGGAUGACAGGGCAACCAGCGCACCAUAGGAUUGGCAAUUGUCCCCAUCCACAGGCACAGAUUGCGCAGUCAUGGAUGGACCAGGUGAUCGAACAGGUGGUCCAUCAGCCACGGGGGGCCGGACGGCGAGGGUAUGAGGCAUAUGCGGCAUGUUUUGGAUGCCAUUCCCCGCAGUGGAUUUGCCAACAGUGGGAGAGCAACGGCUACGGUGGUUACCAGAAGACGCACGAGCGGUGUCAAUAUCCCCAUGUGGCGAUUCCGAUCAUGGGACAGUUAUUGCAUGGACCGCAGCGGCAUUCCAUCCGUGUAGCAUGGCAACAGCGAAUGCAGGCCCAGUUCCCCGGGGUGGACAUUGACGAUGAGCGAGGGUUGAUUGGACAUUUCCAACGGCGAUUUGGGCGACGUGGUGAGGAGCGCAGCGGAUUGGUGGUAGAGAUGAAUUGGAUGUGUGAAUUUAUCGAGCGGGAAUUCCCCGCGUGA
Talaromyces marneffei is the source of this 3561-nucleotide messenger RNA. RefSeq lists its product as uncharacterized. The transcript has 2 exons. Gene Ontology annotation, molecular function: 3'-5' DNA helicase activity; four-way junction helicase activity; ATP binding. The record is from RefSeq and is a predicted model, not a curated record. Gene Ontology annotation, biological process: double-strand break repair via homologous recombination. Gene Ontology annotation, cellular component: cytoplasm; chromosome. Lineage: Eukaryota; Fungi; Ascomycota; Eurotiomycetes; Eurotiales; Trichocomaceae. The coding region runs from base 1 to 3561 and encodes 1186 amino acids.